AAAAUUUGAAAAACAAAAUGGUAAGCCAUUCAAUUCAAUUCAAUUCUUUUUCUUUCUCUCUCAAAUUCUUUCAGCCCACCAAAAUCCUUCACUGUUACACACAAAAGCCAGAAACCUCAAGAACAUCCCAGAUUCAUUGUCUUCAUCUUCGUCAUCUUCAACCUUCCUUACUUAACGACUUGUCGUAUUCCUGCCUUCUGAAAUGUCUUACGAUUACCUCUUCAAGUACAUAAUCAUCGGCGACACGGGCGUAGGGAAAUCAUGCUUGCUGUUGCAAUUCACCGAUAAGAGGUUUCAGCCCGUUCACGAUCUCACUAUUGGUGUGGAAUUCGGUGCUCGUAUGGUCACUAUAGAUGGUCGCCCUAUCAAGCUUCAGAUUUGGGACACUGCUGGCCAGGAAUCAUUUAGAUCCAUCACUAGAUCAUACUACAGAGGAGCAGCUGGUGCACUUCUGGUUUAUGACAUUACAAGGAGAGAGACAUUUAAUCACUUGGCAAGCUGGCUAGAGGAUGCUCGGCAGCAUGCAAAUUCCAACAUGACAAUCAUGCUCAUAGGCAACAAAUGUGAUCUUGCUCAUAGGAGGGCUGUCAGCAAAGAGGAAGGGGAACAGUUUGCAAAGGAAAAUGGACUUCUAUUCUUGGAGGCUUCUGCAAGAACUGCUCAAAAUGUCGAGGAGGCCUUCAUAAGGACUGCUGGCCAGAUCCUCAAGAAUAUACAGGAAGGCGUAAUUGAUGCAGGCAAUGAGUCUUCCGGGAUCAAGUUUGGAUAUGUGCGCUCUCAGGGCCCGUCAGGCGCAAGAGAUGGAGCUGUUGCACAGAGAGGAAGUUGUUGUAGUUAAUUGAAAGUGAGGUUCAGUAUCAUAGUUGAUCCUUCUGUGCAAUUCCAUUCAGCUUGUUCGAUCCCUUCCACCCUUGAAUAUAUAUGUUAAGAAAUGUUAUCCAACUUCCUGGUUCAGAUUUAAUGUAUAGAUCCAACAUGUGUUGUUCUUUGGGCUAAAUUUAAUUUAAUUGAUAUAGGGAUUCAAGUCUAUCCAGUAGGGUUCUUCAUGUUGGUAAAUUUGUGUUUUUUGCAGUUCCUUUGAUAUUUGUAAUCUCUUACCUAUUCCUGUCAUGAUGACAGCAAUCAACGUUGCUGCUUCUCCAUUAAUCCUAAUGUGUUCUCUAUUAUUAAGAA
Molecule: messenger RNA, 1173 nt
Organism: Jatropha curcas
Lineage: Eukaryota; Viridiplantae; Streptophyta; Magnoliopsida; Malpighiales; Euphorbiaceae
Gene: GB2
Product: GTP-binding 2
Molecular function (GO): GTPase activity; GTP binding
Source: RefSeq, a predicted model, not a curated record